This is a messenger RNA of Microdochium trichocladiopsis, 2300 nucleotides long. Its product is annotated as S-adenosyl-L-methionine-dependent methyltransferase. The transcript has 3 exons. Gene Ontology annotation, cellular component: nucleus. The record is from RefSeq and is a predicted model, not a curated record. Gene Ontology annotation, molecular function: methyltransferase activity. The coding region runs from base 1 to 2115 and encodes 704 amino acids. Lineage: Eukaryota; Fungi; Ascomycota; Sordariomycetes; Xylariales; Microdochiaceae.
AUGACCUGCCAAUACAUCAGCGGAAGCAGUCCUGCGCCUGGAGAGCACCGGGACAUCUCUGCUACCAACGCCACAACCGGCUCACCAUCAUCUCACAACGACCAGAGCGCCGACGAGUCUGACUUGCUCCGCUUCCGAAGCAUAAUCUACAAGCAGAAGCGGCAUGGCGAUACCCUGCUUCUGAGUUACCCGAUCCAGAACCACGAGACCGUCUCGGCUGGCAACGUUGUCGAGCUGACCUGCCAGAUCUCGUCAUUCAAGCUGAACUUCCUCUUGGUUCAGCAUGUCAUACGCACUCAGUUUGGCGGUGUCCUCGUGGCAGGCACUCCGAUUGGCCGGUCUCGCGUGAUGAGAAGCUGGCUGCCUCCCAAGCCGCACGAGGCAUGCUUAGUCUUCGAGACAGUUGAUGGCCUCACUGCCACGACUGAGCAACAGGCACUCGUUGAGGUGCCCAUAGAUGAAGUCAAACGACGCCAGCGUGUCAUUUUCACCAACGCGUCAUAUCCUAGCUUCCGUCAAGAGGCAUUGCAGUCCAACGCUUUGAUAUGCCGCUGGACUUGUACCCUGAAGUACCCCAAGGCCACGGGACACGCGGGGACCAGGCAACAAGCGCGAGAAACUGUCCUGCAGACUAUCGACCCAUCACAAGCCUCCACCGGAUACGCAGUCUCCAACAACAAGCGGCGCAGGGAUUGGCGGGGCAUUGAGAGCAUUCGUGGAGGCACACACCGGCCCGUACCGACGAAGGAUGGCAUCGCAGUUGUCAUACUUGACGACGACGACGACCAUGCUAUGAGCGCCACUUCUGACAGUGAGAGCUCAGCCAACGUAUGGUCCCACAGUAUCCCUGGCCAGAUGUACACCUUUGGCGACAUGUUCUGCGGCGCAGGUGGCACUUCCUGCGGCGCCCAGGCCGCUGGCUUUCAUGUCCAGCUCGGUUGCGAUGCGGAUAGCAUGGCUUGUGCCACAUACAGGAUGAAUUAUCCUCAGGCCAAGCUCUAUCACGCCAAUGUCGCCAAUCUGAUCACUUCCGCUCGGCGACAUCGGGUAGACGUCCUACACCUUUCGCCCCCUUGCCAAUUUUUCUCUCCAGCUCACACAAAACCUGGCCAGAACGACGAUAUGAACACGGCAGCGCUUUUCGCCUGCAGUGACUUGGUCAACAAGAUCAGGCCCCGCAUCUUCACUCUAGAGCAGACCUUCGGAAUCACCCACGGUGGGCACGAAAUGUACAUGGCUAGUUUGAUUCGUGGCUUUACGGAGCACGGGUACUCUAUACGCUGGGGUGUGGUCCAACUGCUUGGCUGGGGCACAUGUGCGCAACGCAGGCGACUCAUCAUCAUCGGGUCCUGCCCAGGCGAAGCUCUGCCAACGUUGCCCGCCCCCACACACGCGGCAUCAGCGGUUCGAGGUCGACAGCAGCGAUUCAUAACUGUCGCGGACGCCCUCUGUCGGCCCCCUCCCGUCAUGACAGCAUUGCACGACCCGCAUCACGAGCCACGAGGGAUGCGCAGACUGAACCUUGCCCCCUGGAACCCAAACCAGUUCCUGUCGAAGACGAUCACAACGGGCGGCACCCAGGGAAACGACUGCCACUUUAGUGGCACUCGCAAGUUCACACCUCGAGAGAUUGCGGUCCUUCAGGGCUUUCCGUGGACGUACAAGUUCAGCCCCAAAGGUGUAGUCAAACAAGCCGGAAAUGCAUUUCCACCCACAGCUGUCAAGACGCUGUACAUGACCUUGCCCGGGUCGCACGCCUUGCCGCAGAUCAUCGUGCUUGAUGAUGAUGAUGAGGAAGCUCAUGUUCACCAUAGCGAUGACGAGGUUAUUAUCACCGAUGCCUGGGGCCGCGAAGCAAAUGGCGGCAGAAGCAGCAGCUGUAUCAGCAGUGACGAUGAUGAUGUGAUCAUGGUCGAGGACGAUGAUGAGGACCGUCUUUUCUCGCCUGUUGAUGAUCUUUCACGUGAGAGUUCACUCACUUUACCGGAACUUGACCAGGACGAAGAGCCAACACUGCGUACUGGCUUUGUAGUGCACCAGCUGAGUGACGGACAUGACGACCUUGAUAUGGAUGUUGUUGAGAUUAGCACUUUACGUGCUACCCAUACUACAUAGCUAGGGACGUUAGGGCUUUGACCAUUGUGUGACCAUGUGGAGCACCGGACAAGCGACUUGAUUCGGGACCAAAGAAGAGUUUGAGGGAACUACCCCGUGAGAUAUCCCGACAAUCCCUAUUCUGUUGGUGUAGGAUAGUUCAGGAUUCCAGUAAUACAAGAGAAACUGCUGUUGGUAACGCCAAA